Molecule: messenger RNA, 1769 nt
Organism: Exaiptasia diaphana
Lineage: Eukaryota; Metazoa; Cnidaria; Anthozoa; Actiniaria; Aiptasiidae
Product: histone-binding protein RBBP7
Exons: 16
Coding region: 88-1377 (429 amino acids)
Biological process (GO): regulation of gene expression
Cellular component (GO): NuRD complex; ESC/E(Z) complex; nucleus
Molecular function (GO): histone binding
Source: RefSeq, a predicted model, not a curated record
CAUUUGGCGGGGAAUACGCACGCCAUACUCUUUCUGAGUGCAUUCAAAAGUUUGGCUAAAUAGUCAUACAUUUUAUCUGGCCAAAACAUGUCAGGUUCUCCAAAGGAAAACGAACCCUUUGAUGAUGCUGUGGAAGAGAGAAUUAUCAAUGAAGAAUACAAAAUUUGGAAGAAGAACACCCCGUUCUUGUAUGAUCUAGUGAUGACCCAUGCUUUAGAAUGGCCAAGUCUCACAGUACAGUGGCUACCUGAUGUAACAAAGCCAGAAGGCAAAGAUUAUUCAGUCCAUCGUCUUAUUCUUGGAACUCACACAUCUGAUGAACAGAAUCAUGUUGUGAUAGCCAGUGUACAACUACCAAAUGAUGACACACAGUUUGAUGCCAGUCACUAUGACAGUGAGAAAGGAGAAUUUGGUGGUUUUGGUUCAGUUAGUGGUAAAAUAGACAUCGAAAUAAGAAUCAACCAUGAAGGGGAGGUAAACAGAGCUCGCUUUAUGCCACAAAACCCAUGUAUAAUAGCAACCAAGACUCCAACUGCUGAUGUUCUUGUGUUUGAUUACACUAAACAUCCAUCUAAGCCAGAUCCAAAUGGUGAGUGUAAUCCUGAUCUGAGAUUAAAAGGACACACAAAAGAGGGAUAUGGACUGUCUUGGAAUCCUAAUGUCAAUGGACAUCUACUCAGUGCAUCAGAUGAUCAUACUAUUUGCCUUUGGGAUAUCAGUGCAACUACUAAGGAACAGAAAACUGUGGACGCAUCCAGAAUAUUUACAGGGCACGAAGCUGUGGUAGAGGAUGUAUCCUGGCAUCUCCUCCAUGAAAGUUUAUUUGGAUCAGUUGCAGAUGACAAACGUUUAAUGAUAUGGGACACUCGCCAGUCUGGAAGUAACAAACCAGCUCAUAAUCUUGAAGCACACACAGCAGAAGUGAAUUGUUUAUCAUUCAAUCCUUACAGUGAAUUUAUUCUUGCUACUGGUUCUGCUGAUAAGACUGUAGCUCUUUGGGAUUUAAGGAACUUAAAUUUAAAGCUGCACUCAUUUGAGUCGCACAAGGAUGAAAUCUUCCAGGUACAAUGGUCUCCUCAUAAUGAAACCAUUCUAGCAUCCAGUGGUACUGACAGAAGYCUUCAUGUCUGGGAUCUUAGUAAAAUUGGCGAAGAGCAGUCUGCAGAAGAUGCUGAGGAUGGCCCCCCUGAACUCUUGUUUAUUCAUGGUGGGCAUACUGCUAAAAUCUCUGACUUUUCCUGGAAUCCCAAUGAAUCAUGGGUGCUGUGUAGCAUUUCAGAAGACAACAUAAUGCAAGUUUGGCAGAUGGCUGAAAACAUUUACAAUGAUGAAGAAAUAGAAACACCAGCAUCUGAAUUAGAAGAACCGGCUGCUUAGGGAUCAUCAUUUGCCGUCUUCACAAUGGCAUUUGACUGCAACAGUACGCUAUCCUGACCAUAUUUUGUACUUACAUCAAGACAUUGGCUCUACAGGUUUUUAUACUGUUUUACUCUUAUUGAAUGUAAAAAUUUCUUCAUGUCCUAUUGAUUGUUAAGAACUGUUAUUACAAGUGCCAACAAAAUAUGUCAACUAUGUACAUGUAUGUCAAAGUUGAUGUUCAUCAGUUACUAUAUACAUCAUGCUGGAAACUUCUGAUUAUGCAAAUUUUCUUUUCCCUUUUUUAAACUAUUUUGUUAUAACAAAAGGGUCACUGAAGUCGUAAUACUUUAGCAACUGUAGCAUUGUAUUGUAGAUAUGUCUCUUUAAAAUAAAGUAAUGUAAGAAUUGAA